Molecule: messenger RNA, 3604 nt
Organism: Pimephales promelas (fathead minnow)
Lineage: Eukaryota; Metazoa; Chordata; Actinopteri; Cypriniformes; Leuciscidae
Source: RefSeq, a predicted model, not a curated record
AUCACUGCGCUUGCCAUGCACAGAGAGGAUGAGGAGGAUGAGAAUGAAACUGGAAGUGACCAGGAAUUCAGGAGCAGAGAAGAAGCCAUUGACUCCAGCUGGUCCUGGGCUCAGACCAUGAAUUACGUGGGUCAGUUAGCAGGGCAGGUGUUCGUGCAGGUGAAGGAACUCUACAGGGGUCUGAAUCCCGCCACGCUGUCCGGCUGCAUCGAUGUCAUCGUUGUCCGACAGCCGGAUGGAGCUCUGACCUGCUCUCCAUUUCACGUGCGCUUUGGAAAGAUGGGUGUCCUGAGAUCACGAGAGAAAGUGGUGGACAUUGAGAUCAAUGGGGAACCUGUGAAUUUGCACAUGAAGUUAGGCGAGAACGGAGAAGCGUUUUUUGUCAAGGAGACGAAAGACAAUCAGGAAGUGAUUCCUUCUUACCUGGCCACAUCUCCCAUUCCGUCCGACGGGGGUUUUCUGAUGGGCUCCUGCACUGAGAAUGGAAUGAUUAAGAAGAGAAGAAAGAGGAGAAGGAAGUGCAGGUCAGAGGAUGUGAAGAGGGAGGAGAGUGUGGAGUUAUCAGAGGAGGAACUGUUUAACAUCGACAUCAAUGACAGCGAGCAGCCCGGUCAGAACAGAGACCUGCCGAAUGGAGGUUCAUCCACUGGAAACAAGCAAAACACAACUUAUGCUCGCUCAGAUGGAGAGUUGACUCCUGUUCACAGUCCUAAUGCGUCUCGUCCCUGCACCCCUAAGAGUGACUCUGAACUGCUUUGUCAAGGCCAGCAGGACGAUUCGGACAUGUUGUGGUCCUGGGGGGAGUUACCACAAGUUGCCAAGCCUUCGUUUCUGUCAGCGAAUCCAAACGUCCUGCCUGCUUCUGCCUCACUAUCAAUCCCAGUCUCUGACAACACACAUUUCAGAGUCAUCCCUGAGACUGCCGCCCAUCACCAUGACAGCAACAGGACAUUACAUGCUGAUGGCCAAUCACACAGGGCGAAAGAGUUUGAAAAGCAGGAUGUGACACCAGCAGCUUGCGUGAUGUCUGAGGUUGAGGAGGGAGGAGCAAAUACUGGACCCCGCCCACAAAAUAAGACUAAAAGAAAAGAUAAGAAAAGUCGCCAUCUGGGUUCUGAUGGCGUGUAUUUGGAUGAUAUAAAGGAUUUGAAGCCGGAGGUGGCGGCACUUUACUUCCCUAAAAGUGGUUCAGAGCGGUUGUGUGAGAAUGGUGUCCGCAGUGUGACCGCGUCUCCUCAGUCUAUGUGCAGCUCAGGAGCAGACAGCGGAGUGGACAGUUACGACCUUCCCACAAUGGCCAUCUCUCUCUGUGGAGGCCUCACAGAAAACAGAGAGAUCACUAAAGAGCAUUUCCAGCAGAAGGCUGUGUCUUUUCAGCAGUUUGCUGAUAAUCCAUCCAUCAUUGAUGACCCUAAUCUGGUGGUGAAGAUCGGCUCUAAGUAUUAUAACUGGAGCACUGCUGCUCCUAUUAUGCUUGCUAUGCAAGCCUUCCAGAAACCAUUGCCUAAGGCCACCGUAGAGAGACUUAUGAAGGAGAAGAUGCCCAGAAACCGAGGAAGAUGGUGGUUUUCGUGGCGAGGAAGAACAAACAGUGCCAAACCGGAUUCAGUAUCAAGUGGUUCAGCCUGUGCUGCAGGAGACGAGACCAUCAAGAACAGACGGAAAGACGAGUCCUCUUCCAGUGAUGAAGAUCACUUAUCUGCCAGACAAACCCCUGUACCGGUUCACACAGACUCCGUCCCUGCUGGAGGAGGCGUGUCCUAUCAGAAAACUCUCCGCCUUUCUUCAGAACAACUCGUCAGUCUGCAGCUAAAGGACGGUCUUAAUGACGUGGUGUUCAGCGUGACGACUCAGUAUCAGGGCACAUGCCGCUGUGAGGGAACCAUCUACCUGUGGAACUGGGAUGAUAAAAUCAUCAUCUCAGACAUCGAUGGCACAAUCACCAGGUCAGAUAAGUUGGGGCAUAUUUUGCCCACACUGGGUAAAGACUGGACCCAUCAGGGCAUCGCACGCCUGUAUCAUAACGUCAGCCAGAAUGGUUAUAAGUUUCUGUAUUGCUCAGCGAGGGCGAUCGGUAUGGCUAACAUGACACGGGGUUACCUGCACUGGGUCAACGAGAGAGGAACCAUGUUACCACAGGGACCCGUUUUACUGAGUCCCAGCAGCCUGUUUUCAGCACUGCACAGGGAGGUGAUCGAGAAGAGGCCGGAGAAGUUCAAGGUGGCGUGCUUGACGGAUAUUAGGAAUCUGUUCCUCCCAAACACAGAGCCCUUCUACGCAGCGUUCGGGAACAGAGACACCGAUGUGUUUUCCUACAAGGAGGUGGGUGUUCCCUUAAACCGAAUCUUCACUGUCAAUCCUAAAGGAGAACUGAUCCAGGAACAUGCCAAGACCAACAUCUCAUCGUACGUGCGUCUGGGCGAGGUGGUGGAUCACGUUUUCCCGCUCCUGAAGCGCAGUAGUUCGUGUGACUUCCCCUGCAGUGACACUUUCAGCCAGUUCACCUUCUGGAGAGAACAGCUCCCUCUCGUGGACGGGCAGAUAGCGAGCACUAUCAACACCACUCGCUGAACAGCUGCACGGAUCUGUACAAAUACUACAGACACAGGCUGAUAACCAAAACUGAAAUCAGUGCAAACAUGUGAAAAAUCACUCGUAAAAUUCAUGUGUGGGUCUGGACCUCAGAAAAGAAUGCACUUUCUUUCAAAAAAGUCUUUACAUGUCAUUUGUGAUUUAUAGUAUUAUUUUUAAAUGUACCUGUUCAGUUUUGCUUGUGAUCAUAUUGAAAAGCAUCUGUUAAUAUAUGAAUGAAAAUGAAUAAUGUUACAUACAUUUGAAAUAUCCAUGUCAAAUUUCACACCAAAAUCGUUAUUUUGCAAAUAAUAAAGUAAAAAUUAUAUAUAUAUAUAUAUAUAUAUAUAUAUAUAUAUGUAUAAUUAUCUACUGUAUAUAAUAUACAGUAUGUAUACAGUAGAUAAAUAUAUAUAUAUAUAUAUAUAUAUAUAUAUAUAUAUAUAUAUACAGUAUAGCAUUUAGUGACAAUUAACCACCUAUACUAAACUUUUAUAAACUUUUAUUCUCUGAGAAAUUAAAAAAAACAGCGAAAGAGAGAAUAUGUUACAUUUCUUUAUUUUUUUAAUGGAUAUCAUUGAACUCUUACAUGGUACCUUAUUGUUAAUGUAGCCUACUCAGUAUUAUUUUAUCUGAUUAUUUAAUGUUUUUCUGCUGUAUUCGUGCCUUCGUGUGGUUUUGACCAGCACUUUAUGUGUUAAAUUAAGAAAGAUAUGCUGUUAUAUUUUCUUAUGAAUUAAUAAUCAUAACCUUGGUUGGGUUUCUUCCGUUUUGUUAUGGUUUCAAUGAGGUUUAAAGAUUUAGAUAUUUAGUUUAUGAGACACACGAAGAAAUGUAGCAUGAUGCUGUUGAUAUAACUAGUUUUUUGCUGUUUUAUUGAAAUUUAUUUUCAGUUAUUAGUUCAACUAUAGAACUAUAGAAUCUUUUUUUCCAGAUUUUCUUUCAGUGAAAGAGCAGUUGUUCAGAUUUUCAGGUGAUUCUUCUUUGAAGGAAAAUCCAUCUGUUUCGAUCUUCAAUAAAAUACUGCAGGAAA